GUUAUUACCUGUGAAUUGUGUUGACUUGAAAAACACCUGACUUCCAAUGAAGGACAGAAGGCAACUUUACAGGGAGGACCAUCAUGGAGGACCAGGGGGGUAAAGGUCCAAGUAGGAAUACUGGACUAAAAAGACUGCUCACAAUGAAUCCUUCCUGUCUUCCAAAGAAGAUUCUGUCCUGGUUUCAGUUCCUGCUCCUACUGAGUAUGGCGUUAUUAUUCCUGUGUUACAUCCACUCCAUUCCUUCCUCACCAUGGUGGGAGAAGUCUCUACUCCAUCAGCACUACCAAAAGCUGAUAAACCAGAGCUAUCAAAGCAAGCUCCCUCCCCCUUUCCGGGUCGAUCCAAAUCAUCUUGCUAAAGCAGACGAACUUCCUGAGACCACCUCCAGCACAUACACAACAUUGACAGCACGUACUCUGUACCACCAGGACUAUGAUCCAAAUCAUCUAGCUAAAGCAGACAAACUUCCUGAGACCACCUCCAGCACAAACACAACAUUGACAGCACGUACUCUGUACCACCAGGUCUAUGAUCCAAAUCAUCUCACUAAAGCAGACAAACUUCCUGAGACCACCUCCAGCACAUACACAACAUUGACAGCACGUACUCUGUACCACCAGGUCUAUGAUCCAAAUCAUCUCACUAAAGCAGACAAACUUCCUGAGACCACCUCCAGCACAUACACAACAUUGACAGCACGUACUCUGUACCACCAGGCCUACGCGCCAAACUAUCGAUUCAUCAUGGAUGUUGGUGACGUGUGUAAAAACAACACACCCUUUCUGGUGCUCAUGGUUCCCGUGGAGCCCGGAAACAAGGAAGCCCGGGAGGCCAUCCGCCUCACUUGGGGCAAAGAGAAGUCAGUCCAAGGCGAGACGAUCUUGACUCUCUUCAUGCUGGGCCUGGCUGGAGGUGCGGAACAGCAGCAGAAAGUGAUUCAGGAGAACAAGCUGCACCAUGACCUGAUACAGAGCAACUUUGUAGACUCUUACCUCAACUUGACCAUCAAGACAAUGGUUAUCAUGGAGUGGUUGGCCACGCGCUGCCCGACGGCCGCCUACGCCAUGAAGGUGGACUCGGACAUGUUCCUUAACAUCGACAACCUGGUGUUGAUGCUGCAGAAGCCGGGCAUCCCCAAAACUAACUACCUGACUGGGAGGAUUAUGUGGGACAUUCCGGUCAUCCGUGUAAAGAGCUCCAAAUGGUAUGUCCCUGAGGAGAUGUACCCCGAUCCCAAAUACCCCACAUACACUCUGGGAAUGGGUUAUGUAUUUUCAAACGAUCUCCCGCCAAAGUUUGUUGCAAUCUCCAAAACCAUUCGGCCGUUCAACAUCGAGGACGCAUACAUCGGAAUGUGCAUGAACCAGCUGGGACUGGUGCCUAUACCGCCGCCCGAUGCAUCACAAUUUCAGGCUUAUAACACUGAAUACAAUCGCUGCGAAUACUCCAGGAUCAUCACCUACAUCCUGCAGUCCCCUCAUGAGCUGAUCAACUACUGGAUGGACCUUUGGAAAAAGCCAGGACCGCCUUGUUGAAGCACCAAGAAGACUGAAGUAAAUAUACACUGAGCACAAACAAGCACUUCCACACCUUCACACGGUUUAGCGCAUGUGUAGUAUAUCUGCGACAAUUAUUUCCAACACAACAGGGAAGGAGAUCCGAGUCUCGAGUGUUUUCGUAGCUUCACGCCUCUGUGUCCUGAUACUGAAUACUCUUUCACACAACAAGAGUUAUGGCUAAGGUGUCCAAAGUGCAGCACGGGGGACAAAACAAACACGUCUCAGAUUAGAAUAUUACGCAGGAAAAAACCCAAAAUGACCCAAAUCCCACCAAAAAUGGACCCUGCAUUUUCUAUAUAUGGUCCUUGAUGAUUUCAUAUGUUGUUUCCUGGGCUCUGUGUAAGUGUUGGCUGAUGAUAAUGUACACGUUAGGGUUGUCCCAAUAGCAAUAUUUCAGUACCGGUACCAAAAUGUAUUUCAAUACUUUUCUAAAAAAAAAGGGCACCACAAAUGGCAUAGCUAGCUUUAUUUUAACAAAAAAAUAUAUAUAAUUUUGUAAUUGCAAUCAAAGAACAAUUUUUGCAUUAGAUAGUAAAGAUACUAGAUGACUUUUCUUUUAGUAGUAAGUAAGCAAACUUAAUUUGGCUGCUGACAUAUGCAAAAACAUAUUUGGUCAUUUCUUAUUGUAUUGUUUUGUCAAUUAUGAGGGACAAGCGAUAGAAAAUUAAGUAUGCAUCUAUUUAUUCAUUUACCAUUAAUAUUGACUUUUUCUGUUUUAACAUGCUCUAUCUACACAUCUGUUCAAAUGUAAUAUGCACGUAUUCUUCUGUUGUUUGGAUACUUUACAUAAGUUUUGCAUUAUACCACAAAUUUGGGUAUCAAUCCGAUACCAAGUAGUUACAUGGUCAUAUGUUGGCCAUAUUCAGAGUCGACGUGUAUCCAGGGAAGUUUUUCCUGAGUUUACAUACAUAAUAACAACAUUUUUAAGAGAAAAAAACACUUUGUGGUGAUAAAAAAAGAGAUGUAAUCAUUGUUGUAUCAAUUGGAUACGGCAUUUGUACUUUACAUCGUUACAAUCAAUAUCUGUAUAGACCAACCUCUUUGUUUACAAUCAGGAGCACUAGCUUGCUGUUAGCAGUGAGCGAUUGUAUCCUCCCACAGCAGGGAUGUCGAACAUGCGGCCCGGGGGCCAGAUCACUGGGUCCAUUGGAUGCCGCAAAAGCAAUUAGUUAUAUAGUUAAUACCAUGGCGAGCAAUUAUACCAAGCAAGAGUUACACGGUGAAGCGGGGCUGUGACUUCUCCCCCUCGACCCAACGAAAAAAAAACUGGAGUAAAAUAAACAAUUGGUAAGCCCACUUAGAAUGCCGCAUGAGACACUGCACCUUGAUAUGGUUAUGUGAAAAUGACUGUCUUAUGUGCAUAGUUAAAGAAAUUGUGUGAUUUACUGCAAUACUGUCAGUCUAUUAAGUUUUUAUGUCUGGUUUGUUGAAAUUGUGAACACAUAGCACAGCUUUUAUUUUUCUAUCGAUACACAGUGAUGCCUCGAAGGCAGGGAGGAACUCAACCUUCUUCAAUAGUAUCUACCUCAGUUUGUGUGGUUUGUCGAAUUUAGCCCAGGAUUAAUAUGUGGAUUUUAUUUAUGUGAUAUUUAGUUUUUUUGUUUAAUCCUAAAUGGGUUCAUCGUGUUUUAGAAACUACACCAAUUUUUUCCUCAGAAUUUUCAACUAAUUUGAAGAUGUUUUGUCAAGAGGAUUAUUUGUGAUAUGUACAUUUUCAGAAUGUGCUUGUCCUAUUUUGGUCCGAAGUAAAAUAAAGAAAACAAUCUGAA
Nerophis ophidion (straightnose pipefish) is the source of this 3331-nucleotide messenger RNA. Its product is annotated as beta-1,3-galactosyltransferase 1-like. The coding region runs from base 84 to 1538 and encodes 484 amino acids. The transcript has 2 exons. Gene Ontology annotation, cellular component: membrane. Lineage: Eukaryota; Metazoa; Chordata; Actinopteri; Syngnathiformes; Syngnathidae. The record is from RefSeq and is a predicted model, not a curated record. Gene Ontology annotation, molecular function: N-acetyl-beta-D-glucosaminide beta-(1,3)-galactosyltransferase activity.